Labrus bergylta (ballan wrasse) is the source of this 2544-nucleotide messenger RNA. Lineage: Eukaryota; Metazoa; Chordata; Actinopteri; Labriformes; Labridae. The record is from RefSeq and is a predicted model, not a curated record.
AUGACUCCAGCACUGUGGGAACUGUUGUGUUGUUUGAGCCUCCUGUCAUCGGGGACUCUGUCACAGAGCGACCGGCAGAUCCACACCAUCAGUCCUUUUAUCCCACGAGUGUCCCCGCAGGUCCCUCCGAGGGUCCAUCAACGCUUGCGAGACGUCAAAUCUCUCGAACAAACCUCUGACGAAGAACCCAGCGCAGAAACCUUUCAAGAGCUUCAGCUGGCUGAUCAAGCAGCGCCAGGAGACCGCAGCUACCUGACGCAGGAGAGACGCAGAGCUGUACCUGGAGCUGGGGGCACUAACUCCAGGUUUCUUCAGCCAUCCCAGCAGCAGACACCUAAGAGAAGCCGGCCACUGCAACACAGAGCUGCACCCAGUGCAUCAUGGGAGUCUGCUCAAGACUCGAGAGGCCCCGCUGCAUCCAUCAGAGCCAGCGCAGCAACAAGGUCCAACUGCAGAAACCGGCCCAUAGACUUGGUGUUCAUCAUCGACAGCUCCCGCAGUGUCCGCCCCGCCGAGUUUGAGAAGGCCAAAGAGUUCCUGGUAGACAUGGUGGACAGCCUGGAGAUCGGCUCGGACGCCACACGAGUCGGCCUGGUCAACUACGCCAGCACGGUGAAGAUUGAAUUUCUACUGAAGACUUAUUUUGACAAGUCGGCCCUGAAGCAGGCGCUGGCCCGUGUGGAGCCCCUUGCUUCAGGCACCAUGACGGGCAUGGCCAUCAAAACUGCCAUGGAGAAAGCUUUCACCGCCGAGGCAGGGGCGCGAGCCGGAGCCAUGACCAUCACCAAAGUGGCCAUCAUAGUGACGGACGGGCGGCCCCAGGACAAAGUGGAGGAAGUGUCGGCAGCAGCUCGGACGUCUGGGAUCGAGAUCUACGCGGUCGGGGUGGACAGAGCGGAUAUGGUGUCCCUCCGCCUCAUGGCCAGCCAACCACAUGACGACCAUGUCUUCUAUGUGGAGACCUAUGGGGUCAUUGAGAAGCUCACCUCCAAGUUUAGGGAAACCUUGUGCGGUUUGGAUGCAUGUGCUCAGGGACACAGCUGCCAGCACAUUUGUGUCAACAAUGAAAACUCAUACGACUGCAUGUGUCGUGCAGGAUACGUCCUCAACACGGACAAGAAAACGUGCAAACGUUCAGAUACAUGUGCCCAGGGACAUGACUGCCAACAUAUUUGUGUCAGCACUGAUGACUCGUACAUCUGCAAAUGUCGAGCGGGAUAUGUGUUAGACGCAGACCAGAAAACUUGCUCACGUUUAGGUUUGGAUGCAUGUGCCCAGGGACAUGACUGCCAGCACAUUUGUGUCAACAAUGGGAACUCCUAUGUCUGCAAGUGUCGAGUGGGAUACAUGCUGAACAUGGACCGGAAAACGUGCUCACGUUCAGAUGCAUGUGCUCAGGGACAUGACUGCCAACACGAUUGUAUCAACAAUGGCGACUCGUACAACUGCAAGUGUCGAGUGGGAUAUGUGUUGAAUGCAGACCACAAAACAUGCUCACAGGAAAUGCGGAGUGAAAUAACCGAAGAUGCCUGCAUGUGUGAAGCUCAGAUGUUGUUCCAGAAGAAAGUUCAGUCAACGAUUCAGGAGCUGAGCAGAAAACUUGAUGAACUUUUACAAAAAGUGAACUUCAUGGAGGGCCAGCAGCAGUAUUAGGAAGCAAGAUGAUAAAAGACAUGUUCUGGACUACCCAACAGUUUGACAACGGGAAGGCAUCUGUCUAGCUCUGUCCAUUUGGUCUGCAUAGCAGGCUAUUGCUUUCUGAUGCAAUGUACUGUAAACAUUAUGGUUUUGUAUUAUAAAUGUGCAUUUACCAGUUAUCGGACUUCUUACAGUAAAGUAUGGUGUAACUGGUGUAUAAUGUUAAAAUACUUCUGUAUAUUUGUAAUAAAGGCUUCAUUAUAUCCAAAAGUGUAAAUCAAUUAAUUUACAAGAUAAACCUUAGGGAAUUUAUAGAAAAAAUAGGGGAGUACUUUGUAAGAUUGUUAAACAUAUCAAAAGUAUGAAUGAUUAUAGCGGGAACGUGUUGACAACACAUCCUUGUUGUGUUUUCAGUGCUCUGACAGCAUUUCUUGGUUGGUGAUGGUGCUUUGUAGAACAAAAAGCCUUCGUCCGUGACCGUGGCACAAUUAACUAAUCUCUUUCAACAACAGGAGCAUUGUUGUUACCCUUCUGGUUGCAGCUUUAUUACACAGAGAAAAGAUCCCCCAAAAAAAGAGCCUGAUCCACUUGGCCCCAUAGCUGUUACAUCACAGUGUAUUAUUGCAAUCCUCUCCUGUGAUAUCUGAAGUAUUUCAAUAACUUCAUUGCACGGCAAUAAUUGUUUGUAACAGACUGGUACAAUUGUUUAAGGGGGAAAAAACAACAACAACAAUUGCUUGUUUGUAGCCAUUUAGGACUUUUUCAAUGCUCCCUUUCAAACCAUAAGAUUGUGAGUUAAUAUCCACUCAGUUUUUUUGUGACUCAUCAAAACUGUUGUUCAGAGUUUCAUUCUACACAUGCAUGUACUGUAUUUUGUACUUAUCAUUACCAUGGAACCACAGAUGA